Messenger RNA from Urocitellus parryii (Arctic ground squirrel), 1718 nucleotides. It is a transcript of the gene Dazap1, whose product is annotated as DAZ associated protein 1. The record is from RefSeq and is a predicted model, not a curated record. Lineage: Eukaryota; Metazoa; Chordata; Mammalia; Rodentia; Sciuridae. Gene Ontology annotation, cellular component: cytoplasm. Gene Ontology annotation, molecular function: mRNA binding. Gene Ontology annotation, biological process: regulation of translation.
GCCGCGCCGAGGCCGCGGCCCGCAGCGGCUGGCAGCCGGGAGCCCGCGGAGUACGGAGGGACCUCGGGGACUUGGGACCUCGGCCUGGUUCCCUCCCCACGCGUGGUCGGGACUUGGGAGGGGUGUGCGUGUCACCCAGCUCCGCGGGCCUUGGAGCCGCGUCGCAGCCCUGAACUUGGAAGUCGCCGAGAACCGGGAAUUUCUGCUGCUCUGCAGGAGGGCUCGGUUGCCAGGGUCCGCCCGGCGCUUAGCGACCCCGGUGUGCGGCCUAGGGAGGCUCCUGCUGCCGACUGGGGGCGAAGGUGGCAGUGCCACGCUCAGGGUGAAGCAGGAAGCUCUUUGUGGGCGGCCUUGACUGGAGCACGACCCAAGAGACUCUGCGCAGCUACUUUUCCCAAUAUGGAGAAGUUGUUGACUGUGUUAUCAUGAAAGAUAAAACAACCAACCAGUCUCGUGGUUUUGGAUUUGUCAAAUUUAAAGACCCAAACUGUGUGGGGACAGUGCUGGCCAGCAGACCACACACCCUGGACGGCCGGAAUAUCGACCCGAAGCCAUGCACUCCUCGGGGAAUGCAGCCAGAGCGAACACGGCCAAAGGAAGGAUGGCAGAAAGGACCCCGGAGCGAUAACAGUAAAUCAAACAAGAUCUUCGUUGGUGGAAUUCCUCACAACUGUGGUGAGACAGAGCUCAGGGAAUACUUCAAGAAAUUUGGAGUGGUCACCGAGGUGGUUAUGAUCUAUGAUGCAGAAAAGCAGAGGCCUCGAGGUUUUGGAUUUAUUACUUUCGAGGACGAACAAUCAGUGGACCAGGCUGUCAACAUGCAUUUUCACGACAUCAUGGGCAAAAAAGUGGAAGUUAAACGGGCCGAGCCUCGGGACAGCAAAAGCCAAGCGCCCGGACAGCCAGGUGCCAGCCAGUGGGGGAGCCGUGUCGUGCCCAAUGCCGCGAACGGCUGGGCAGGCCAGCCCCCGCCCACGUGGCAACAAGGAUACGGCCCGCAAGGAAUGUGGGUGCCAGCAGGACAGGCAAUUGGUGGCUACGGACCACCCCCUGCGGGAAGAGGAGCCCCCCCACCGCCCCCUCCRUUCACCUCCUACAUCGUGUCUACCCCUCCUGGCGGCUUCCCCCCUCCUCAGGGCUUCCCACAAGGCUAUGGUGCCCCACCACAGUUCAGUUUUGGCUAUGGGCCUCCACCUCCACCACCGGAUCAGUUUGCCCCUCCUGGGGUCCCUCCUCCUCCUGCCACUCCUGGGGCAGCUCCACUGGCCUUCCCACCACCUCCAUCUCAGGCCGCCCCAGACAUGAGCAAACCCCCAGCAGCCCAGCCAGACUUCCCCUACAGUCAGUAUGCAGGUUACGGGCAGGACUUGAGCGGCUUUGGACAGGGCUUCUCCGACCCCAGCCAGCAGCCCCCUUCCUACGGGGGCCCCUCAGUGCCAGGGUCGGGGGGCCCCCCCGCCGGUGGCAGUGGCUUUGGGCGAGGUCAGAACCACAACGUGCAAGGAUUCCACCCCUACCGACGCUAACCGCAGCGCCACACAACCCGCCCCGGCCGAGACCAGGAUUGGAGACUCGUGGACUGUGACAAUCACAACCUGGGGGGGAGGGGGGAGGGCAGAGGCUUCGGAGCUGGCUGUGGGUGACUGGACUGAAGUUUUUAAAUAUAUUUCUUUCUCUGACCCAUCAGCACAAUAAAAAAAAAGUCACUGGUUCAACAA